Molecule: messenger RNA, 1739 nt
Organism: Rhagoletis pomonella (apple maggot)
Lineage: Eukaryota; Metazoa; Arthropoda; Insecta; Diptera; Tephritidae
Gene: Dph4
Exons: 2
Coding region: 453-1331 (292 amino acids)
Biological process (GO): positive regulation of ATP-dependent activity
Molecular function (GO): ferrous iron binding; ATPase activator activity
Source: RefSeq, a predicted model, not a curated record
CAGCGCUGUUGGCAAUGCUGUCAGUUUCUUAGAAAAUUUCUCAUAAUAAACUUGUGUACGGUGUGCGUGUUUCAUCAAAAUCUUUCGUUUUCGCGAGCUUCCAUUCAUUGAAGUGGAUAAAUGUUUAAACCAAAUUUGAGGUUUGAUCAAAAUUUUACAGGAAGACCGAAGAUGUGCAGAUAAAUAAUAGCAUCUCAUAGAAAAAGUGUACUCAACAGAGUGAAGAACGUGUUGUGCAGUGGAACUUUUGAUUUAUUGCUGUGCUUUGAUUUGGUUUUCAAGUGGGAGGAGCACAAACUCGGCAAUAUUCCCAAAAAAGGCAAGCUUCAAAAUAUUAACUAAAUAAAAAAUUGAGGUAGUGGAAAAUAUAAGAGAGCUCUGGAAAACCACUAAUUCUAGCUAAUUUUAUCAUAGAACGCAUAGCGCCCUGCUUAAAGUUAAAGUUAUAAAUAAUGUCUGCGCGCAAUUACUAUGAAAUUUUGAAGACCUCGCCAACAGCAAGCUUCGAAGAGCUGCGUCGUAAUUACAAACAAUUAAUUCUACAAUGUCAUCCGGAUAAAUUACAACAUUAUAACACCAUCAGCAUUAGCACAACAACAACUACUUCGAAUUUUGAUAAUACCAUCAGCGCGACUAAUGAUGCUGCGUCCACUUCUGCAGCUACUGUUGACCCAAUUGUCGAAAACCCAACGGCUAUGUAUUCAGAUCAGCACAGUAGAGAAUUUGUUGCCAUAAAUGAAGCAUGGAAUACACUCAAAGAUCCUACAAAACGACGCCUCUACGAUGCCGAAUUGUUGUUGACAAAGCUCCAGGCCCACAGUAAUAUUUUUGCGCGUUUAACGCUAGCGGACAUGAAACGUUGUGCCGCCACAACAACAACAAACGAUGACAGUGGCAGUGACAAUGGCGAAUAUAAUGGCGACAGCGAGAGCACCGGUGCUAAGGGUGGCACAUAUUGGUACUAUACAUAUGAUUGCCGAUGUGGCGGUCAGUAUAUAGUCGAUGAGUCAGUGGAUAGUGAAAUACUCAACAGUAACCGCAACCACAACGCCGCUAACAACGACCAGAUGCAAACACAAACAGGAGAAGAACAACUAAUACAACAAAAACAAAAACGUUACGAUAAUGGCAUCGAUAAGCCAAGUAGUCAAGCAGCCGCUGACAGUGGGGCUGUGAGUGGAUCUACAGCGAUUUGUAGCAGCAGCAACAACAAAGGCAGUGAAACGACUGGUUAUGAUGAAGACAUUCUGAAUGCUGGCGCUGCUGAUGGCGACGAUGGUGAAGUGCUUGUCGAAUGCAGUGAAUGUUCUCUGGUGAUCGUACUGGUUUAAACACACGAAAUGUGUACUGCUGUCGUGGAUUGUCUUUCGACACAAUACGGCACAAAUAAAUAUUGUAUUUAUAAAAAUAAGCAAAUAAUUGUGCAAAGGAAAAAUAAAUAAAAUUAUGAAUAACAAUGCGAUGAUUAUUGCGUUCACGAACACCGCUAGCACCAUUACCAAUCAGCACAUGCCAGACAAAAGAUGCGAAAGUCAGCAAAAGAAACAGAACAGAACUGAAAUUGCUUGAGCUGCACACGAACAUUCAAAUACAUAUAGAUUAGUGUAUGGCAAUUAAAAGCUUUGCAUUAAAAAGUUAUUUUCGUUGAUGUUAAAAAAAUGUGCGACAUUCAUAUUUUUUGUACUGCUUAUAACAAUAAAGUAAAUUUUAUAGUCCUUUGUGCGAAACGCUGCAAAUAA